AUGAACUCACCUCAAAACCCAUUAAACGUGGGCCACCACAAUGCCCAAAAUCCUCACCUGCCAUCUGUAGCGCAUCAUGAACCAUCCCAGGAGGAAAAUAUGCAUCCUCCAAACCAACCUGAUCUUCUAAAAUGGAAGCUAAAAUGGAAGCAACCACCACAGGUAGAACACCCUCAAGAGCUCGCGCGUGGGACUCGUCCUCAGAUGCCUUGGGACAUGAUAGCGAAUUUUAGGCUUCUUUUACCUUUUCUGAUCGAGCCAUGCUACCUCCCGCCGGUCGCCGACUCCGUGGUGCCUUCCGCCACUAUCUCCGCCGCCGCGGUUCCUUUCUCCGUCGUCGCCGCUGCUACGGUUGCCAUCCCUGGUGGAGCUCAUGGCUUAACAAAGCAAAAAAUUGUGGAAAUUGAAGAGAUUUGGAUUAUUGAUGUCGGCGAGCAGCGAGCGGAUGGAGCAGUACUGCCGGCGGGCAUCGGCGUCGGCGACUGCGAGAGCGGUUCAAGAGAAACUGAGAAAGGGAGUCGAGAGAAUUCAGAUCGAUCGCGACACGAGAUCUCGUCUGUUCGGCUGCCUGCCUGCCUUGCAUAUGAUGUUUUGCCGAUUGGGCUUCACAAGGCACAAACAUCGACGGACGACGACCGCCAUGGCGAACAGAUAAACCGUAAAAGCGAACUGGCAAGAACCGCGAACAUCAAAAACUGGGGGGGUGGGGGGUGUUCGCCGGCGGCCAGGUAUGGCGGCCGCCAUCCCUCGCCAUACUGGUGGCUCCGCCACUGUGUUGAGGACAAGUUGCGAGUCUCGUUGCCUAACUCUGGAUUCAAUGCUAAACCACAUAUUGAGUCAAGAAUUAAGACAUUGAAGAUAGACUUCAAUAUUGUGUAUGAUAUGUUAAAUGGUCCAAAUACAAGUGGAUUUGAUCGUGCUACUGGAGGAAAUGCUGAAGGACCUAAUGAUAUUAUGGAAGAUAUACAAAGGGAAGAUGUCAAUCUUAAUGCUGAUAAUGACGUGGAAGCAACAUCCGAAAUUGGUCUUGAUGAUUUAGAUGCUUCAUUUUCUCCAUUACAGUCCCCAAGAUCUGCUGCAGUUGACAAGAGGAAGAAAAGAAAAAGAAGUGUUGAUAAAUUAACGGCUAUGACAGACAUAAAAGAAGCAUCGAUUAUUGGAAGUGAAAUUGCUAAAGCUAGUGAAAUUUUUGGUAAAGCUAUUGGAGUUGAUGCUGAAAUUUCAGAAAAGAGACAAAGGAUUGAUUCAGAGAUAAGGAAGAUUCCCAAUCUAGCUGUGGUGGAUGUUAUUAAAGUUGUGUGUCGUAUCGCUCAAUCACCCGAGUUAACCGACGUAUUUUUUAGCAUGACUGAAGAAGGAAGAGAGCAGUUGGUUAUGGCCAUCAUAAGUGGCCAAGUUUAA
Molecule: messenger RNA, 1401 nt
Organism: Striga hermonthica
Lineage: Eukaryota; Viridiplantae; Streptophyta; Magnoliopsida; Lamiales; Orobanchaceae
Source: the annotation of a GenBank genome assembly